Messenger RNA from Electrophorus electricus (electric eel), 3496 nucleotides. Lineage: Eukaryota; Metazoa; Chordata; Actinopteri; Gymnotiformes; Gymnotidae. The record is from RefSeq and is a predicted model, not a curated record.
ACAUGACAGUUUUAUUUAGCACUAACAUAUAUAUUCAAUAAUGCAUUAACAACUUAUGUAAUGUAGAUUUAAACAAUGUAAACCAGACAGAAAAAGGUAUUUUGAGAUUUAGGUUCAGUUAGUAUUUCAAGUAUUUCGGGGAAAACAAUAAAAUGCUAAAUAAUCGACUGAAAUUUUCCAUACACUAUGGAAAAUCUGUUCAGAUUCGUUGCGACAUCCCUACAUCCUUGGCUCCUGUCCGCUCUUUCUGCUUGGGUAGGUGUCUGAAGGAAUUCUUCCCAUAUCAAAUGAGCAGUCCCAGUGCCCCGGCUCAGCCAGCAGCCUGGUUCUGAUGGAUGGGGUCAUUGAUGAGGGCAGGGUAUCCCGUGUCACAAAGCGCCACACACAAGAGAAGUAAAGAGUCCUGACCACCACGGCAGGGUGCUGCAGGACACGGCCCGGAGGGGCAACGGAAGAUGGGCGUGGCCUGGGGUUUCACACCUGCUCAGUUAGUUAAGGGUCAAAGCUUACGUCUCUUAUUAUAUGUGCCUGGAGUGUUUGUGUAAGAUGGAGAAUUCAGGGACGUUGAUUCCAAAUCGAGCAUCUAUCUAACAGAACUCUCAUAGCGGCAGGUGACUCACAACCAAAUAUUUUAUAACUAAUUAAAUAAUCAUAAAUAAGAAGUUCCAUCCUCCAGUUGGUUUGCUUCACUUGACUCACUUCCUCUUUCAUUCAACAGUAUAAGUCUUCAGUGAGGUGCUCCACGUUCUUGCUCGUAACACUGUUAACACAUUUCUGCUUUGUACCAGUGCAUGAUGAAUUUACUCAAAGACUAAUAUUGCACAAGAGGCUUUUAUAGACCCGUUUUGUCAUUACUUUAAAAAAAGCAAAAUCUGUAUAAUUCUCCAGAAUUAGUUUGUUUCAGUACAACACAAAUUGAGGGCAAAAUGCAUCUACCGAUAAAUUCCCCUGAUUAUAAUCGAUGGACCACGCACCCGUUAUCUUUUUCUAAUCAUAUUUGGACACGAUUACAUUUUAAAAAUCUGAGCUUCAAUAGUCGAUAGUCUUUAAUAAACGCCUAUACCAUGUUCAGAUUGUCGCUGCGUUGUUUCUCCCUCCACAGACGGGAGAUGACUGGCCUCUGUGUUCAGUCGCUUGUCCUGGCAGCAAGCGUGCUGCUUUUAUCGUCCACUUUCGACGCCAUCAGGAUGACUCAGCGCCCGAAGUACCAGUACACCAAGAAGCCUCCUCGUGAGAUCCAGACUACCACACACGCCAAACCUACACCUGCCAGGGUCUCUGACCACCCCAAGCAAAAAGACCAUCGUCCCGUGGUUAUCACAGGAAGUCCCCCUGUCUCAGGUCACACCCACGUAGACUACCGCACAGACACCACAGCACCACCCAGUGGUGUGCAGGACAAUUACACCCUAGACUAUAAUGAAUGCUAUUUGAACGUCUGCGAGUGCUGCCCUCCAGAACGAGGCCCCCAGGGACCAAAAGGAGACGUUGGGUUUCCGGGACCUCCUGGUCAGAAAGGAGAUCCAGGCCCCAGAAGUGCUCCAGGACUUACAGGUCCAACUGGACCUCCUGGAUUUAUGGGAGACAAAGGAGAUAAAGGUGAGAAAGGAAGCAGCGGUCCUUUUGGAGCCUCGGGCAUCCCUGGGAAGGCAGGAGGGAAAGGUGAGACAGGCUUUAAAGGUGAGAAAGGAGCAGGAGGCCUGCCGGGACUCGCAGGUGUGAAAGGUGAGAAAGGAGAACCCGGUCAGAACGUAACCAAAGGCGACCGAGGCCAGCCAGGUAAAGACGGACCACCGGGGGCCCCGGGCGUCACUGGAGACAAAGGUGAGAAGGGGGACAGGGGAGAAUGCGGUCUGCUGGGAGAAAGGGGACAGAAGGGUGAACCGGGCGACCCCGGACCCCCAGGGACGCGGGGAGACCCCGGGUUGUCGGGUCAGCACGGGGUACAUGGGAGCCCUGGCAUACCCGGGGAACGUGGAGAUCCCGGAAGCCCAGGAGUCAAGGGGGAGCCAGGAGCACCAGGGUCACAAGGAAUUAUGGGAACGAGAGGUCAACGGGGGCCAAAGGGCGAAAGGGGUCCUCAGGGGAGACGCGGCGAUCGAGGUCUGCGAGGUCUGAAAGGGACACCCAGCGACACCGUAGGGCGACUGCGUUCUGCCUUCAGCGUGGGCCUCUCCCCCAGUAAGUCGUUCCCAGCAUCAGGCUUGCCGGUGCGCUUCGACAAGAUCUUCUACAACGGAGACGACCACUACGACGUCGCCGCCAGCAAGUUCAACUGCACCUACCCAGGGGUUUACGUUUUCUCAUACCAGAUCACGGUGAGGAAUAAGCCCUUACGCGCAGCCCUGGUGGUGAAUGGUGUGCGCAAGCUACGCUCGAGGGACACCGUGCAGGGCCAGGACAUCGAGCAGGCCUCCAGUCUGGUUCUUCUGAAGCUCGUUGCUGGAGACCAGGUGUGGGUGGAGACUCUGAGGGACUGGAACGGUGCCUAUUCCAGCAGUGAGGAUGACAGCACCUUCUCUGGGUUCUUGCUGUAUCCUGACUGACAUCUACUGCAAACACCAAACACUUGCACUGAACUCUAUUUGGCGACUGGCAUGACAGCUUGCACUUGCAUGUGUGAGGCUGUGAGUACAUGUUGCCUUCUAUGCAAAUAUAAACAUUUAUGCAAAAUGCUAAUCUCGACCGGGUGACCAACCGUGCAUUUGAAGACAUUCCCUCAUGCCAAGUUUACUUCUGAACCCAAUCCAACUCAUUGGAUCUAAAAAACAGAGCAUGCAAGAGCUAGUAACCAUUUAAUAUACCCACAGGGCAGCGUUUGGAUUAGAGUCUGUUUUAGAGACAGGUGAGCUAGCCUAGUGUUGAAAAGAAUCAUGUAAUAUGGGUUUUCAGACAUGGUCUUAACAUGUGAGGUCAUAAACAGGUCUUAAAACAGACCUCUCUAAAAUGUUUUAUAAUGCGUACUUUUAACUAGUCACUUAACGUGUAUGUGUCACAACCACAUUUGAUGGUCAUUAUAUUUAUCCUGUGACUGUUGCCUUUGUAGAAACAUUUCCAAGCUUUGAUAACAAGCGCCUUUAAGAAUAACUCAUAUGUCCAUGCUUAUGUGAUCCACACACCUUUAUAAACUAAUUAGAACCAAGAGGAGACUGGUCAUUCUUGAAUUUUAAUGCUAUCUAAACUUUCUCCAUGUAUACGAGAGCUACAACUGUUUUGACAAAUUAAACUGAAUAUAAUUAUAUAAAUAUAGUCUUCAACAGCUUUGCACUUCAUGGAUGCAUCUUGGAAAUGAGACAAAAAAAAAGAACUAUUUUACACCCAAUUAAGAAGAAGGAUGUUUCCCUUAAAUACUGUAUAUUGCAGGACUGUACACUGUGUAUUGUAGAAGCAAAGUUGUGUGUUUAUUAUUCAUCGUUUGUAACAAUAUGAUUUGUGAAAUACACAAUUUUCCAAAGAAAACAGUAUUGCUUUAUGAGUUUUAAAUCAGAUAAUAAAA